Molecule: messenger RNA, 12337 nt
Organism: Penaeus indicus
Lineage: Eukaryota; Metazoa; Arthropoda; Malacostraca; Decapoda; Penaeidae
Exons: 16
Coding region: 354-10451 (3365 amino acids)
Biological process (GO): regulation of GTPase activity
Source: RefSeq, a predicted model, not a curated record
GUGUUCAUCUCAGGUUGAAAUGGGAGCACCCACCCAUGGAUAGGAAAACCACUUUUUUGUAAUAAACUGAAAGUGAUUUUUUGGACAGGUGUUGUUGGGUACAAGUGUAUCAAUCAAUACCUAAGUGGCCAUUUACUACUGUAUUGCAGAUGGAUGCUAUUCGGUGAUCAUUUAUGAAAGUGUCAAGGGUGCCAUAUCUGUGGUUUCAGUUUCGAAGUUGUGUUAUAAUCGUUCUCUGAGAUAUUUGCAUUUGUGUUGACAAGGGAAGAGUUACGAGGCAGGGAGUACUGUCUCAUCCUUUUAAAGAAAGUGAGUGCGCGAGUGAGGGGCGCCCGAGCGAUGACCUUGUAGCCAUGGAUGCCACAAGGGAGUUUACGUGGGGCGGCGGUGGGGGUGGAAAUAGCGCUGCUGGGGCGAGCGACCCUGCACGGGCGGUCCUGGUGGUGGGCGGGGGCGGCGUUCGCGGACGACUGCCUCAGCGGGGCGUCUACAGGGCGCUCUCGGGUGUCACUUUCCAACAUCUCGAUCUCUACGUAAGGCAGACGUCGUCAUGCCACGAUCCCGCGUUGCCGUCGGAGGACGACGAAGGUUUGGACUCCCUCGAGAGCCAGACUCACACCCUCACGCCCUCGCCCGACCUCGCCCAAAGAGGCCACGUGCAGGCCGACAACCCGCCGCAUGCAGAGGGUGGCUAUUUCAGCCUCGAACGAUGCCUGAGUGACGAAGACGCCGCGAACCUGCACGACUCACUGGAGAAUCUGAUGAUCCAGUACCAAUCCCCGGCCUCGAACGUGGGCCAUCCUCACUUCUCGGCGAACUAUCCUCAUCCCUACCAAGGGUACCAACACCCGCAGAAACCGCCGAGCCACGCCCACUUCGGACGUAUGCCCGCCUACGUCAACCCGUCCUUCCAGCACCAAGCGCCCUUCGUGAAUCCCCCGCCAUGCCACGACUAUCCUCCGGCAGACCCUAACUACCUGCCUGCCAGGACCUAUCCCCCGAGCAGCGGCCACUACAUUUCGGAGAGCGACUACGAGUCCAUGUACCACCAGAGGGACGGCUAUCCUGUGCUCGAGGACGUGUCUCGCGGGGGCGCGUACGAGCGGCAGGUAGGUGAUGUGUACCCCUCCCACGGGUCGUAUCAGCCCCCCGAGACCUUCCAGGCCAAGACGAACUACCUCUACCCCAAUUACUCCUCCGCGAGACACAGCGGCCCCCGGGAAUCCGAGGGAAAGGACGUGAGGAAAGCGAGUGUUCUGAGCGCCGAUUCCCUCGAAGACCUGCCUCAGAGCCCGACGUCACCCGUAUCCCCGCUGCCGCCGAUGGAGGGUCGUAAGAGUUCCUGCUAUAACGACUCCUUGGAAGAUGUCCGUCCAAGACUCGUCAGCGAAUUACGUGAAUUCUUUGAGCGGCAGAAGUCUGUCGCCAGUAACAGCAGUCCAGAGUCAGACAGUCUUCAAGAUCGUCGACCCGACGCGGAGAAGAAUUCUGGCAACACAGAGAGCGUCCAGCCAAAAGAGAAAAUGUCUGCAGAGGUCCAGGUUGAUAUUAGUUCGUCAGUCUCGAGCGACAAAACGGAAGAUGCGGACACUAACACAACCGAAGAGGAAACUGUGGAAACAACACAGGAAUCAUCAUCAGAGGACCCGACGAAGGAGUUAUUAGAGUCUCAGAAGGAGACGCCUCCCACGUCGAAUUUACGAUUAGGAGACGUGGCGUUCCUCAGGGCAACGCAAGACACACCGCAGACACUCCUAGCAUCUACAAGGCUCGUGCAGGCUACGCUAAAGCCUUCCCCCAAGGCCACUACCUUCUUUAUUAGUCUUGAAAGCAAAUUUAAGGUUCCCGAGUUUGAGGACACGAAGAAGGAAGAGGAACCCGAAAAGAAAGAAGAUGAAGAAAGUGUAGCAACCAGCUUUAGGGACAAUUCCUCGUACUCGUCGAGCGACAGCAAAGAAACCCAGUCGUCGCCAAACACGUACGAGGACGAGACAGACGAUCCUGCCGAUUACCAGGAGUCCCAGCUGAUCCUCCGUCACUUCGUCGCCGACUGGGAAAACGAGUCUCCGCCGAGCGACCACGAGUCGGACAUCGACGAGUUCUUCUUGGUGCUCGACUCUACCGGAGGCCAGGGCAACUUCAACUUCCCGUCAGACAGUUCCUCCGUGCUGUCCUCCGUCGGGAGCUCUCUUUCCGACCAGAAAUCAGACAAUCACUUCCAGGAACAGGACUCUUACGACGACGGCAACUUGGCCGACGUGGGAGAGCCCGACACCUCCAGCUCAGGUUUGAGUCCGGUGGCAGAGUCCACCAGCACCGAGAGUAAUUCUCCCACUCCGGCGCUUCCAGAACCUUCGGACGAGAAAGACGGCUUCCUUGACGCUGCUCCCCACAACGUUAUUGUCAAGCCUUUUUUAGGAUUAGGUAAGGGCAGUGCUCAAGAGUCUCAUGCGGGUUCUGCCCUGGGUACCGAAAACACAACUGUUGCUUAUCCUGACCCUCUCGGCGAAGAGGGGCACGAUAGCGACGAAUUUGAGACCGUCAUUGACACCGUAUUGUGUGACAGUGAUGACAGUUGCCAUGGUUCCUUCGAUGGCAACACUAACACAUUACUAACCCCAGAACUAACUAACCCGCCGCUGGCAGACGUCACCGAUGAGUCUGCUCCAGCGUCGACUCCGUCCAGUGAUAUCGAAGCUUCUUUCGAAACCGUGCGCAAUAUCGACGCUCGUUCAAAAUGUAGCCCGACGUCAGAUGCCAGCGAAAAAAGUAUAUGUGCUGGGAAAUAUGCGGAUAGAUUGACUUCGGAUCUAAUCAAGGCCGGCGCACCUGUUAUAAGAGGUAGCUGCAUAACCGGAAAUGAUCACAAUCAGAGUGCAGCAUUGUCCGGUCAGGGAGUCGCGGGCCCGAUGGAGCCUCAUUACGCAAAUUCGCGUGAUCCGCGUGAAAAUGAGGUCACAAGUGGCCGGAGCUCCGCCCCGGGUGAGGCAAGCGGCACAGAUGCUGACCCACACGCUACUACCGUCGCAGCCGCUCAGCUGGCAACUUGCACUUUCGAUUUCGCUGCAGAGGCCCAGCCUACCCCUGACCUUGAGGCACUGGCCACUUUGAUAGCGGAGCGGAUCAUGAGUGGCACCCUACCAUCGACCAGUGCCAGUCAGAGUGGGCCAGGAGGCACUACCGCUCACCUCGCGCCAGGAAUAUACUCAGCCACUCGUAGCUGUGACGACUUACUCGUGACGAGGUCAGUCACUGUCAGCACAUGUGAGGGUACGGACGGCACUCCACACUUGCCCCUUGAUACAACUUCGCCUCCUGUAGUAAACUUCGAUUCAUGCGAAAGUGAAAGUGACCAGCGUGCAGCGGCCAGCAUGAGCGGCGAGGUGUGUGACCUGCAGUGCGCGCAUGCCCUUAGUCAGGCGGAAAACUCAGUGAGUGAGACAUGCAGUGAAGAUACGAGUCUGGCGGCGGUGAACGAGAGUAAGGAGGGAAUGAGUGAGAAAGGGAACAACAAAUCGUGUGAAAUGCUUAGUCGUUCAAUGUAUCAGGAUGAACAUCACAUCAAAGAGUAUAGUGACAAAGUUGUGAAAGAAGCGAUAAAAGAUAUCUCUCGGCAAGUGUCUAAGACAUCCGAUAUAGGUGAUGAGAUCAUGACUGACACCGAGGAGGACUGUAGCCACAGGAGCGCCGAUCAGACAUUGGCGAAUUCCCACACAAAUCCUGUGAGUAAAUCCCUCACGACGACGCCCCAAUUCGAGGCUCCCAGACCGGUGUUCCCGAGGAAGGACUCCAAAGGCUCGACCUGCGAUUCCAACGAGAGUCGCAAAACAUCAUUUAGCUCCACGAUCACAACCCCCGAUGAUGAAUUCAUCGACGUGUCUCCUUCGGGGGAAACGCCCGUCAGGAGGUAUUCGAACUCCUCCGGAAUAUCGUCUUUAUCAGAGACGAGUGCCAGGAAGCUGUCGUUCUCGUCUUCGAUGUCAGACGACUGGGAAUGGUUCCCGGGAAGGAAGAAGAGCAUGCGGGGCCAGCCUCUCCACGAGUACAAAGCAGCGCCGACGUCGCCUACGGAGCUGGGGGAGAACGCUGACGUGCGAAAGAUGUCCGGCGCAAGCACGACAUCCAUGCAAAGUUCAGGGAUCAGCUCCAUGACCGGAUCUGCUUGUGAAUCUAGUCUGAGUGAAGGGCGAAAAUUCUCAGCAAGUUCUGGUGUUUCCUGCUUAUCAAAGAUUAAAGAGGAAACUAAGAUGAUCACUGAUGAGGAUUUAGCAAAAUUGGAGUCAUAUGAACAAGAUAAGGAAUUUUGUCACAACAUCACCCCCGACGGAAAACCUCUCACCCUCCCGCCACCAGUGUGGCCUCGAGGUGCCGUCAGACAGGAAGUCAGCGAGAGCAACAAGCAUCCCGGUCUUGUUGACCCUCAGAGCAUAAAUUAUCCAAACUCCAAGACGGAGAAUCUAGAGUUUCUCGUCAAGAGAGCUGAGAUCUUGAAAAACUCCAACAGCAGAACUCGCACAGAGCAGCAGAAGCUCGACCUCCCCCUGAUUUGCCCUUCGUCAUGUCCGCUCAGACGGAAGGAGUACAUGUCAAGUGAUGAUCUCGGUCACCUCCACCUGCACACCUCCGAGCAGACCGACAAGGAAAAGAGAAAGUCGCUAAAUUUUGUGCCUAAACUCAUCAAGCCAAAACCGCGAAGCUCCCUGCGCUCAAGGAGGCUCACUCUUCACACCUUCGAGAACAUAGCAGACCAGUGGAGGAAGCAAAAUGGCGCGAGCAACGAAGCCGCAGGGAAGAGCGAGUCCGCGGAGAUCCUGGACGAUAGCGAGCCUCCCGAAGGCAUGGAGAAGGAGGUGGAGUUCAGGCGUAAUUUGGUUCGCGAUCUCGAGAGACUGGAGGCCGAGAUCGACGCCGAGGUACUGGCGCUUGAAUCGGAGUCGGUGAAAGGCGGCAGUGACUCAUCCUCCAUCGCUGUCGUCUUCGACAGCAACGAGUCAGUAGCGUCAGGUAUAAGCUCUCUCUGCGGAAGACAGUCUGAAAUCGACAAUGCAGAAGAGACUUCCUCCAUUUACGAAGCAGACAGAGAGAUCGUAGAGUCUAAUAUUUCCCAUGCAGGUGCCUUCAGCGAGAGAAAAGCAAAGAAUAUGAGCCUGGCGUCUAAGGUCGACCGGGUCCUUCCACUCGAUCUGGACAGCGAUCUGAAUAAAUCGAGCAAUGAAGUAGUAAUCGAGUCUGGGAAAUUCACGCCGCAGUCAGACUCGAAGUCUCUCCCAAACCUGAUGGAAGUGGGAGAGGCAAAGAUUCUGGACGAUUCCACGCCUGAGCCCAGGGAACCCCAGGACCCCAAGAGGGAAAGCUUAAAGUCCUGCAGGAGCGCGGAAACGGUGCUGAGCGUCGAGGAAAUCGUCCCCUGCAGCAACUACGAGUUCAGCGAAGUUGCUUUCCCGUCGAUGAUCGGGUACGACGAGCUUGAAGAGCAGGAAGUCAUCGAGAAUUUCUCCGACGAAGACCUGGUGACCGACGCCGAGUUCGAGGCCUUUUCGGAGACGGAGCACGACACAGACAUGGACAACCUGAACCUGGACCUGUUCGAGCCCACGGCGGGAAACAAGGUGGACGGCAAGAUGCUCUCCAAGAGGCAGAGGAAGCUUAGAAAGCUGAAGAGGAAAUUCAGCUUCAACAGCAACGACAAGCAGCCGAAGGACAUUAAGGGCACCAUAUCGUCUUCCCUCAAGAGGAUCAAAGAUGCCAAGCACAAGAUCGGGCGGCUCGUCCAUAAGACUCUGAAGACGGAGGUCGCUCCUGCUGUCUCCUCGGUCGAAUCCCUCGAGGCGCUUGCGAGUUCUCAGGCGGCGAAUCUCCGCGCGACUCACCUGGAUUUUUCGAAUUUACAUUCCAAAGCCGCUCUGGAACGCAGCGACUCACAUUCCUCAAAAGCAUCAGGAAGUCAUCAUUCCGAAGCAACACAGGAGGGCACGGAAUCUAAAGCGUCCGACCCCACAUCGGGAGUGGCCCGAAGCGCCUCGAAAUCCUCCGAAGACAGCCACUUCCUCGGAAUAUGGGAGAGGCGGCAUCAGGACGGCCAGGAGUCGGCGUACUCCUGGUCCGACGCUGACAGUGACUUCGAGUACCUGGCGAUGGAGCCGCCCAAGACCGUGGUGGUGUACAAGGAGGGCUGUGGUGCUGACGCGCCCUCCAAAGCGGCCCCGAGUGCUCAUCAGCUCCCCGCGGACAACAAACAGCAGACGGCAGGAUCUGCAUCGCAAGAAGACCGCGAAGUCCGCCUGUGUCACCGGCCGAGCAACUCAGUGAGGUCAGACAAGGUCCCUCUGGCCACGUGGGAACCCUUCUUCUGCGUCCUCCUGCAGGAUGAGCACACCUUCACGUCCUACCGCUCCGAGGAGAUGGCCAUUAUCCCGGGCACGCCCAAUCGCCCUCGCGCCCACACCAUGAUUGGAGACUCGCUCUUCUAUGACCUCCCUCGAGUACGACUGGACGGGGGCGCGAGGGCGUUCCGGAGGCGCUGGGGCUAUGAGCUCACGCCCCCGCCCACCCUGGUGGAGGAGGAGAACGAGGACGACCCUUACGCUCUCCCCAACGACGACGGCGAUAACCUGAGCUACACAGAGACACGCUCGCUGAGGGAGGACUACCUCUUCCAUUCUUCUCAAGAUACAUCAUACGAGAAGGCGUGUGGGUCGGACAGGCGUGGGUCAGCCCCCGCCACGCCCAUCCUGGGGGCGCGGCCCACAGAUUCAACUCCAAACAGAUUGGUGAACUUCUUCAGUAAGAGGUCAUUCAAGAGUAACCCCCUGAAGAGGACCAAGUCUGUGACCAAGUUGGAGAGGACCAAGAGAGGAGGCCGAGGAGGGAUCAGCGGGAUGCUGGACUCGGACCCUCUGAGCCUGGGGCCCUCCAACACGCGGCUCCGGUCCUCCCGCUCUCACGAGUCCCUGCUCUCUAGUCACAAUAUGAUGCACACGCUAGACCUGGCAGCUGGUGAGGUGACUAUCAGACCCCUACACGCCAGCAUUCUUGGUCAGGAGCACUGUUUCCAGGUCACGUCCCCCACCGGCACUAGAUAUUUCAGCUGCAGAACGGCUGACGAGAGAGACCGAUGGGUGGACUCCCUCCGCAAGGCAGUCAAUCCGAAUUAUGACAAUGUGCGGAGAACAGAAAACUCCCUAAAAAUAUUUAUUCUGGAAGCGAAGGGAAUCGGCAGCAAGAAAAGGUACUUCUGUGAACUGCUUCUCGACAACGCACUCUAUGCACGUACAUCAAGCAAGCAAAAGAGUGAUAUGUGCUUUUGGGGAGAACAGUUUGAGUUCCACAGUCUACCCACAGUGGAGAACAUCAGCGUUGCUCUCUAUCGCGAAGGAGAGAAAAAGAGGAAGAAGGAAAAGAACGUGCUGGUGGGAACCGUGAAUAUCCCAGUGGCCAAUGUGAACAGCCGCUCACUCAUCGAAAAGUGGUACCAAGUACAAAACGACGCCAGGGCUCCCAGCAAGGACCAGGCAGCGCUAAGGAUUAAGUGCAAGUUCCAGUCAAUUGAUAUUCUACCCAUGGAGAUGUACUCUGAUUUUAUCCAGUAUGUGAAGGCCAACUAUGGAGUAAUCUGCGAAUUGCUGGAACCCGCCAUCAGUGUCAAGUCCAAGGAGGACAUAGCAACAGCCCUGGUCCACAUCAUGCAGAGGGAGGGCAUGGCACGCAACUUUCUGGCUGAUCUUGUUAUGAUGGAGAUUGAGAGAAUAGAUGACUCUCACCUACUUUUCCGUGGCAACUCUCUGGCCACAAAAGCUAUGGAAGCAUUCAUGAAGCUAGUGGGAGACAAGUAUUUGCAAGACACUCUUCGGCAGGUCAUCAACAAGGUUGUCGAAGAUGGACUCGACUGUGAGGUGGACCCUAUGAAGGUGCCUCAGAUUUCAUCCAUUCAGAAACAACAGGAAAACCUCAUGUAUGUCGUUCGCAUGACGUGGUCUCGCAUUCUCAACUCCCACCCUUACUUCCCCCUGGAACUGAGGGAAUGCUUCUGCCUGUACCGGGAAAAGUUGGCAUCCAUUGGUAAGCAGGGCCUCAGCGACAACCUGAUCUCUGCUUCCAUUUUCCUCCGUUUCCUGUGCCCAGCCAUCCUCUCCCCGUCGUUGUUCAACAUCACACAGGAGUACCCAGACGAGAGGGCUUCAAGGAACCUCACGCUCAUUGCCAAGACUUUGCAGACCCUUGCAAACUUUACCAAAUUCCAGGGUAAAGAGAAUUUCAUGGAGUUCAUGAACGAAUUUAUUGAGUUAGAGCAGGCACAGAUGAAGUCUUUCCUCAAGCAAAUUUCUAGUCCUGCCACCCACGACCACCGAGUGUUAGAAUACGAUAGAGAUAUUGACAUUGGGAAGGAGCUAUCAUCAUUGCAUACAUUCUUCAAUGAAGCACUGAGGAAGUUGGCAAGUAACACCUCAAAGAACAACAACAGCGUCUCGCAACAGAUGCACUUGGAUAAGCUGAAAGAGCUUCUAGAUGAAAUCUCAGUGGCUCAGACUCGGCCGAACAUCAACCUUGUGGGGCGGUUGUCAUCUCAGAAUAGUGUGGAGUCACCCGUGUCACCUACUACCAAUAUUGCUGACGCUGGCCGAAUGGAGGAUAAGCUUGGAUAUCAGAGCUUACAGAGAAACAUUUUCCGGUACAAUGACCCAACAGUUAGUGAAGAUUAUCGUCCAGUUGCUCCCCCUCCCAUAAGUCACAUUCAGCCGCCGCCUGAGACCCCAUCCACACCACGACCCUCCACGCUGCCAAGAAAUACAUACUUGAUGGGUUCGGCACGCAAGCCAGCUGUUGACUUGAAUACAGCUGAUGACUAUGUUCUUUUCUCAGCACUGGAACCUGAUGCUAAGCCGAGAGAGCCAAAUGCCAUUGGUCACAGCUACAGUUACAAUCAUCUUGCACCAGUUCCAGCACAGAACACCUCCCCAGUUCACACUAACCACAACCAUCACCACCACCACCACUUUCACAACCACGCUGCUUGGUUCAACAACAGACAGGUGUUCAAUGGGCACCCGCAAGUGAACGGGCAUGGCCAGGUUCAUCAGAAUGGCCAGAUUGGUCCAAAUGGAAAUCCAGAGGAAUCUCUAGAUAUGAGUCAUGAGGAGAAUGACAGAAAUUCUGCCGGUGAGACAGAGGCCAACAUGAAGGGUUCUCAGACCUCCAUCUCGCAACUGUCUAAUGUGGCAUCAUCAGGGUAUCAGAGUUUUGCUUAUAGUCAGUCAUCUAGCCCAGUGGACCCUUCAAUAACUCAUCAUGAUGCUGCUAAUAAUAAUAACGCAGCAGCAAAUAACAGUAGCAGCAGUAAUACUAGUGGUGGGAUCCAUGUAUCUCCCCACUUAACACCUCCACAAAUGUCAGCACCACUUGCCUUCAACAACCCCAUGUACCAUCUAAAUGCUGCAACUAGUUCCCCAAGACCCGUUCCCCACCGAGGUCCACGGAUGACCCACCUCCAUCACCAUCACCACCUUCACCAAACUUCACAGCAGCAGCAAAGUCCAGUUAGCUCCUCUCUCAGUUCGGCCCACAGCGUUGAGGACCUGCAGUCUGUGUCCACACUUGCUGCGGGGCUGGCACCUGGCCGAGGCCCCCAGCGGACCCAUUCUUCCUCCAGUGAAGACAGCACGUCCCUAGCGUGUACACCGCCUCUGGAGCACAGAGCCUUUAAGUCCGGUGCUCCUCGCACGAAUCCCCGCUGCUUGCCGCCAGGAUGGGGUCAGCCCCCUGUUGUUCCAGGGACAACCCCCGACCAUCACCACUCUACCUCAGACUUACUGGGAGGAGCACACUGUCGGAGAACCAAGAUGACACGCCGGCAGUCAGCAGAGGUUGGCAGCGGACGGCGACAUCGAUACCAGUACGAUAGCGAUUCCUCAAGUGACGAACAGCAUCCACCUCCCGCGCGAGUACGCCCGACGCGUGUCAAUCACAGAGUGUCAGAAACGAAAACCCUUGAAGAGUAUGAGCAAGAAAUUCUUGCAUUGCGAACGGCCAUGGAAGAAAUGCAUCACAAAUUAGUUGCUGCCGAUGAACACAUACACACCCGUCCUGAGGCUUCUGCCCCAGAUGUCGUUCCGUCAGGUGUCCCUCACGAACCAGUCCCUCAUCACCACUCAAACAGUCACCUUAAUAGCAGUCCUCAGAGUCAAUCCUCGGCUCAUCACCAACAUGGCCGUCACAACAACCAAAAUCCUCUCUACUCGCACUCGCAGCAGAGAGCAGAUCCAGAGAUAGAGGGUGCUCACAUGAGGGACUUGUUGCAAAAGCUUCAGGAACAGUUUCGGAUAGAACAGUUGAAACUAUCAGAACAACUGGAAGAGAAAGACGCUGUAAUCCAAGCCCAGGAAGAUCGGAUCAAUGCCUUGGAUCGAACCAACACCCAAUUGCUCAUGGCGCUUGAGCACAUCAGGGAGUUGUAAGUCGUCCCACAUCGCAGAGUUUGCAAGACUUCAUUACUCACCCGAAACUGGGCCAAGAAAAUCUCCUGAAGCAUAUGCCUCAGGAAGGUAGUCAGCUGUCUGACACAAGUGAUUACAAGAGCAGCUCUUGUUGAACAUCAAGCUAGGAUGGAACAAAAAAUAUAUAUAUGUAUUCAGUGACACUGAGUUAGAAGAAGCUUUAUUUAAGGGCUAUUGUAAACAGUGGACUCCUAUUUUUCAUAUCAAAAAGAAUUAUUGCUUAAUCAUAGAUACCACCAGUAUUUAUCAUGGUAAUGCUGUAUAUGAUGAAAUGCUGAUACUGGUAUAUACUUGUAACACAUUUUUGUAUCAGCGUAUUGCUGAUACGGAGUAAUGGCAAAAUAUUCUCCUUUAUAAGUGUUAUCCCCUCCCCCCUUUCUUCCUUAUGCCCUCCCCUCCCCUCCCCUGCCCUUUCCAUAUCACAUGCUGCCUGGAAUUAGUAUGCUGUGUGGCCCUUUCUCUAGUUCGUUUCUCAAACCCUGUGCAUCAUCUAGUUUCUUAGCCUAUGUAGGGAAAAAAGUCAGUAAGAUAAGCUGAUCAGAUACUGUUUAUAUGUUGAAGAGAAAAGAAGUUAUAGAGCCUCUCAUACAUUUUUUUCUUUCUUUUUAAUAAAGGCUUGGAUUGCACUCAUGAUAUAAGCCUAAGUCAAAUACCAUGCAAGGUUCAUCAUGGCUUAUCAUGUUUAUGUAAAUUUGGCUUUUUAAUGAGGUGAUCAUUAAGAAGAGUAUGAUAUUUUGUCUUGUUUUGUAUCAAAGUUACCAAAUGCCAUAGCCAAUGCUGCCUUACUGUUGGUAUUAUUGUUUAGAGGGAAAAUAAUCGCAGAGAAUGGCACCAAAGAUUGACGUUUUCCCCCACAUUUCAGUUUUUAUCAUUUUUUAUUUUUAGUAUUUUAAAGUUUUAUUUCCCCCUCCCCCCUUCUUAGACAGUUCAAUUUUUCCACUUACCUAAAGUUGUUAUGGUAAGAUGGACUAACUCAGCACAGAAAUGAGACUUUUUUAUGAAGUGUUAUUAGCAACGUAAAAGCAAACAAACAAUGUCAAGUAACAGUAAUAUCUGUGUUUACCUAUAUAUAUAUAUUUUAAACUGUAUCAUAAUUUUUUUUCUCUCUGAUCCAUUCUUUGUGGUUAUCCAGUUACUGCCUUGCACACCAUUUUCCUGUGCACAAGAAUAUUGCAAGGCUGUAAGAACAACCUGACAGUUGACCUAUCAACUAGAGCACCUCAUUUCUUUGUAUGUUUUUUUUUUCUCUUAUUCUCCUUUUUUAAUCUAUACUUUAUAUGAAUAUAAUCAUUGCCUCAUUCUGAGAGGCAUCUCUAACCAAAGAUUCACAUUUAUAUGUUUGAAUAUAGAUAUAUAAUUUUUAUUGCUUGCAGUUCAACUAUUUACAUUAAAGGGCUUUAAAGACAAAGAUCAAAUGGAAAAAAUGCCGUUGACAAGGUAACAGCUUGUGUCAGAAUGGCGAACCUUGAAAAAGUGAAAACAUAAUGAAGUGAUUAAAGGAAUGGUGAUAAGUACUUGUACAUCAUUACCUGUCUGGGUUGCGUCACGGCAUAGUACUGAUUAUGCAUUUGCCCAUUCCAAAAGCUCUGAUAGCCUGUUUCUUUCGUGUAUAUGGCAGAUGUACUGUAUUUGUUUCAGAGUGUAUUUAUUUGAUUUAGUUUAUAUUGAGUCACAGCUACUCAAUUCUUUAGAUGUAUAUAAUGUAAAUUUUUAUAAAUUAUGUACACUGUUUGGUACCUGUUUCAUCAUGAUCCUCGUGCACAUCCGUUAUGUUGUCCCGUUUAGACAUGACUAGGUUAUCCAUGUAAAUAAAAAGGUGUGAAAAAAAUAUAAAUUUAUGUGCUGAA